AUGGGUCUGCUCAAGCACUUUCGCUCGCGCUCGCGACUGAAGCAAGACAGCCCACCGCGAGCCCACACUGCCUACUCCUCGCCCAACAGGUACGCACCGGGCGGCCGCGACUUCACAACUCGACUGCCCGACAAAGUGCUAUCGACCAUCUUCUCCUACGUUUGCCCGCACACCCAAGACUACACAUACGAGCCCUGCGAACAAUCACAAAUCGGCGAUGGCUGCAUGUUAUGCGACCUGCGAGAUCUGGCGCACUGCGCGCAGACGUGCAGGAAGUGGUAUGCAGUCGCCCAGCAGUCGCUGUACACCAGCAUACGGAUAGACGCAGUGCAUUACUGCGAGCUUGAGGAGAUCUUGGCGGAGAAACGGCGGAAAGGUGGCAAGCAUUUCCGCAGUAAGAGCAACAUCGAACCAGUCGAUGUGCCGAACAUCAGAUUACAGCUGCUAUGCCGGACAGUGAGAGAGCAGCCAAAUCUGGCAUCGCAAACACUGUUCCUUAAGCUCCCAUACAUGACUCGAGAGACUGCAAAAGGCGAUCUUGCUCGCACCGUGUCAGCACUACCAAACAUCAGAUAUGUGGACCUUCCAGAUGGCUUCUACUCUGGCGAUCCCUCCUGCUUGGCCCUUCGACAGGAGAUGCAAGCGCGUUGCCCAGACAUCCGGAAGAUGGAAUAUAGAAGCGGCUCAGAGGACGCAUUUGAAUUGCUUGCCCAUCGACAUUGGCAAGCAAUCGAACAACUGGAACUGCAGAAUCUUGCCGUUGAGCCGGCUACGCUGCGAAUUGUGCUUGCAAGCUUGCCCACUUUGCAUGAUCUGACCUUGUCUAAUGUUUCCUGGCUGGACGACUCCAUUUUCCAAUCCUCGCCCGGCCAACUCCCCGACUUUCCAGCUUUGCAGAUUCUAAAGCUCAAGGACUUAGCUAAUGUUACAGCUAAUGGUUUGAAUUCGUGGCUACAAGCACCGCAUAUCCGCGAAGUGCUUGCAUCACUCACAUUGGACUAUACUGGUGUCACAGUGCAGGAUUUGCAUUCGGUGCUUUGGAGUGCUAGCAACAUCCAACACCUCUCGAUCGUAGAGACGGUUUCGAAGUCACUUUCGCUCGCGGCACAGCAACUUCCUCCGCUGACUUCCAUCUCCCUAAAGACAUUACACUUUGAGAUUGUGAGCAGCGAUGAAGUCCAUGGUCUCCAGAAGCCAGCAGAGUCGUACUACUCAUACCUUGCAUCUUCCCUCCACCAGAACGCUCUACCGGCUCUCACCACAUUGUAUGUCCGCGACCAAAACUUCCCAGAACUUCUAAUGCUCCCCCCAUUACCAGCAUUCGGCGGCUCCGACCAAGGCUCUCUCAACAGCAAAGCUAGCAAUCUGAGCUCGAACGGCUCAACAUACAAGCAGCCCCCAGGUGGUGGCUUCAAUCAGACGCUCGAAGUCUUCUCGAAAGGCAUCGACGAGCUCGAAUGGGUAUUCACAGCCAUCGCAGCACCCGCACAAGGAGCCGACAGGAGACAGAGCGUCAUUUCUGGAGGUCGGCCGCUAAGCGCAUACUCCGCGUCAAGAGGACUAGGGCCGCAGUGGGCACAGGGUGGUUUCGGUGGCGAAGCACGCAAGUCCGUCAUCGUCGGCAACGGCUUUGGCGGCUUCCUCGCUGUUCCACAAGAAGAAGCGCCUCGUCCAGGUAGUGCAGGCGGCUCUGGCGAUCGCUGGGGAAGUGUCGGCAGCAGCAAUUCGCAGAACAGUAGCAACCAUCGCAGCAGCUUCUUGCCACUCCCUCCGAAGAUCGGUGGCGGGCAUGAGAGGAGGAGUAGUAAGCAUGAUUUGUGGCGAUAG
Molecule: messenger RNA, 1827 nt
Organism: Pseudocercospora fijiensis CIRAD86
Lineage: Eukaryota; Fungi; Ascomycota; Dothideomycetes; Mycosphaerellales; Mycosphaerellaceae
Exons: 1
Coding region: 1-1827 (608 amino acids)
Molecular function (GO): protein binding
Source: RefSeq, a predicted model, not a curated record